Messenger RNA from Penicillium digitatum Pd1, 219 nucleotides. NCBI's taxonomy places the organism in Eukaryota, Fungi, Ascomycota, Eurotiomycetes, Eurotiales, Aspergillaceae. The record is from RefSeq and is a predicted model, not a curated record.
AUGUAUAGCUACUCUGGCUGGCUUGAGUUCGUACGACAGAAGAUCAUGUGGAAUUCCGGCACACUUGAAGUCAACUAUAGUGCUACGGUGUCUCUGGAAGGGGCUGAAAUGCACUUGGAGCAGCUGAGGAAGGAUUAUGUGCACCAGACUGCUUUGGCGAUGGUUGAAGAUAUGAUUUAUGGGAGCAUGCAUCAAAGCUUGGUAGAGUAUGAUUUUUAA